AUGGAUUCAAUAAAAUGCAGCUCCAGUUUCCUCCAUCGAACCAAACUCAACAUUCUCUUCUCUAACCACACUUCCCCUAAAAUCUCCACGCCCAAUUUCAAGCGACUCUUUCGUCCGUCUUCGCGGCCAUUAUCGCUUUCCGCAAAGGACAGAAGAAGUAACAUCGAAGCUGAAAAUGUCGUCGUAGUGGAGAAACCUCUUAAAUCGGAGAGAUUUCUUAUCUCCGAUGGACUUCCUUCCCCAUUCGGCGCCACCGUCAGAGACGACGGCGUCAAUUUCUCUGUUUACUCUGCAAACUCCGUCUCCGCCACCAUCUGCUUGAUUACUCUCUCCGAUCUCCGUCAGAACAAAGUGACUGAGGAGAUUCAGCUCGAUCCAUCAACGAAUAGAACCGGCCAUGUUUGGCAUGUGUUCUUGAAAGGAGAUUUCAAAGAUAUGUUGUAUGGUUACAGAUUUGAUGGGAAUUUUUCUCCCGAAGAAGGUCACUAUUAUGAUUCUUCCAAUAUUUUAUUGGAUCCUUAUGCAAAGGCGAUAAUAAGCAGAGAUGAGUUUGGAGUUUUGGGAGCUGGUGAAAAUUGUUGGCCUCAAAUGGCGUGUAUGGUUCCCACUCUUGGUGAAGAGUUUGAUUGGGAGGGGGAUAUGCAUCUGAAGCUUUCACAGAAGGAUCUUGUCAUAUAUGAAAUGCAUGUGCGAGGUUUCACAAGGCAUGAAUCUAGCAAAAUUGAAUUCCCUGGCACAUACCUGGGUGUUGCAGAGAAGCUUGACCAUUUGCAGGAGCUUGGGAUAAAUUGCAUAGAAUUAAUGCCAUGUCACGAGUUUAAUGAGCUGGAGUAUUACAGCUACAAUACGAUAUUGGGAGACCAUAGGGUAAAUUUUUGGGGUUACUCUACCAUUGGGUUCUUCUCGCCCAUGAUCAGAUACUCAUCAUCGGCAAGCUCUCGCAACUUUGCUGGAAGAGCCAUAAAUGAGUUCAAAAGUCUUGUUAAAGAGGCACAUAAACGAGGAAUUGAGGUCAUCAUGGAUAUCGUUUUGAACCACACAGCCGAAGGCAAUGAAAAAGGACCCAUUUUCUCAUUUAGAGGAGUUGAUAACAGUGUUUAUUACAUGCUUGCUCCAAAGGGCGAGUUCUAUAAUUAUUCAGGAUGUGGUAAUACAUUCAACUGCAAUCAUCCUGUGGUGCGUCAAUUCAUAGUGGACUGCCUGAGAUAUUGGGUAACAGAAAUGCAUGUCGACGGCUUCCGCUUUGAUCUUGGUUCGAUCAUGUCAAGGACCAGCAGCCUUUGGGAUGCAGCCAAUGUUUAUGGGGCUGAUGUAGAAGGUGACUUGCUGACAACUGGGACCCCUGUUAGCUGCCCUCCAGUAAUUGACAUGAUAAGUAAUGAUCCAAUACUCCGUGGUGUUAAGCUAAUAGCUGAAGCAUGGGAUGCGGGUGGGCUAUACCAAGUUGGGAUGUUUCCACACUGGGGUAUUUGGUCUGAGUGGAAUGGAAAGUUCCGUGAUGUUGUGAGACAGUUCAUAAAAGGCACUGAUGGCUUUUCCGGUGCUUUUGCUGAAUGUCUCUGUGGAAGCCCAAAUUUGUACCAGGGAGGUAGGAAACCUUGGCACAGCAUCAAUUUUGUAUGUGCGCAUGAUGGUUUCACGUUGGCAGAUUUAGUAACUUACAACAAUAAGAAUAACUUGGCAAAUGGAGAAGAGAAUAAUGAUGGAGAGAAUCACAAUUGCAGCUGGAACUGUGGAGAGGAAGGAGACUUUGCGAGUAUCUCGGUGAAGAGAUUGAGGAAACGACAGAUGCGAAAUUUCUUUGUUUCCCUCAUGGUUUCCCACGGAGUUCCAAUGAUCUACAUGGGAGAUGAAUAUGGCCAUACAAAAGGGGGAAACAACAACACUUAUUGCCAUGACAACUAUUUGAACUAUUUUCGGUGGGAUAAAAAGGAAGAAGCACAUUCUGACUUCUUCAGAUUUUGCCGUCUUCUUAUCAAGUUUCACGAUGAAUGUGAAUCACUUGGCCUGAACGACUUCCCAACAGCAAAGCGUCUGCAAUGGCAUGGUCUUGCUCCUGGAAUGCCAGAUUGGUCUGAAGCAAGUCGAUUUGUUGCAUUUUCACUGGUGGAUUCUGUGAAGAGAGAAAUCUAUGUGGCCUUCAACACGAGUCAUUUAGCCACACUUGUUACACUGCCUGACCGUCCUGGAUACCGAUGGGAACCAUUUGUAGACACGAGCAAACCAAGCCCUUUCGACUGCAUAACACCGGACCUCCCGGAGAGAGAAACGGCCAUGAAGCAAUAUAGACACUUUUUAGAUGCAAAUAUGUACCCAAUGCUCAGUUACUCUUCCAUCAUUCUCCUUCUCUCACCAAUUGACGAUAACUGA
This is a messenger RNA of Arabis nemorensis, 2370 nucleotides long. NCBI's taxonomy places the organism in Eukaryota, Viridiplantae, Streptophyta, Magnoliopsida, Brassicales, Brassicaceae. The record is from the annotation of a GenBank genome assembly.